Molecule: messenger RNA, 1082 nt
Organism: Calliphora vicina (urban bluebottle blowfly)
Lineage: Eukaryota; Metazoa; Arthropoda; Insecta; Diptera; Calliphoridae
Gene: TfIIFbeta
Product: transcription factor TFIIFbeta
Exons: 2
Coding region: 70-924 (284 amino acids)
Biological process (GO): transcription by RNA polymerase II; transcription initiation at RNA polymerase II promoter
Cellular component (GO): transcription factor TFIIF complex
Source: RefSeq, a predicted model, not a curated record
UAAUAACAAAAUAUAAUUUUUUAUUAAAUAAUUUUAUUAAGAAAAUAGUAAUCAUUUAAUUGCCAUAAAAUGUCAAAAAAUGACGAUAAAGAUAUUAAAGUGCCCAUCGUUGACAAAGAACUUGAUCUCUCAAAUGCAGGACGUGGUGUGUGGCUAGUGAAGGUACCCAAAUAUAUAGCAACAAAAUGGGAAAAGGCACCCUCCAAUAUGGAUGUGGGAAAGUUGAGGAUUAGCAAGACUCCCGGACAAAAGGCACAAGUAUCGUUGAGUUUGACACAGGCCGUAGUGAAACUAGAUCCUCUAGAAGAAAUUCCCACUGAACACAUACUAGACGUUUCAGUUGUGACGAAACAGACGUUGGGAGUAUUUUCUCACAUGGGACCACCAACAGCGGCCACCACCGCUGCUGCUAAAGAUAGUAAAGAAACAGCUUCGCAAACACUAGAUAUGGAAAAACUUUACAUGGAAGGUAGAAUUGUGCAAAAGCUGGAAUGUCGUCCCAUAGCAGACACUUGUUAUAUGAAACUGAAAUUGGAGUCUAUACGCAAGGCAUCGGUGCCACAACGUAAAGUGCAGCCCAUAGAUAAAAUUGUGCAAAACUUCAAGCCUGUCAAAGAUCAUGCACAUAAUAUUGAAUACCGUGAACGCAAAAAGGCUGAGGGUAAAAAGGCUCGUGAUGAUAAGAACGCUGUCAUGGAUAUGUUGUUCAAUGCUUUCGAAAAACAUCAGUACUAUAACAUAAAAGAUUUGGUUAAAAUCACCAAACAGCCCAUUGGUUAUUUGAAAGAGAUUCUUAAAGAAGUUUGUGAUUACAAUAUGAAAAAUCCCCAUAAAAACAUGUGGGAAUUAAAGAAGGAAUAUCGUCAUUAUAAAUCAGACGAGAAAAAGGAUGAUGAUAAGGGAUCAGAUAGUGAUACUGAAUAACAAUAAUCUUUACAUAUUUAAAAGACUUUGUAACUAAAUUUUUAAUUAGAACAUUAUUUAAAGAAAGAAGAAACAAAAAAGAAAACAAAUUUUGUGAAUAAAAUUAAAACCACAAAGUUUAUGUUAUUUUAAAAAGAUUGUCUACAGUUUUUAAAGAA